UAGGUAAAGGGGAUCUAUGAUAUAGGAGCUGGACUUCUUUCUGCAUUGAAUGUUUGCUUACAUAUCUUUGACUACCGUCCACACACACUUUUACGGAUCUGUUGGAGAGAAGCCGCUUUAACUCCCACACAAUGGCGUCUGAUAACAAAUUGAUGAAGAACGAUCAAUUAGUCUCCACUAUGAUAAGGCAAGGCUUCAUAUACCACCAUCCUUUCCUCUCAUCUCCAUCUCCUCCGUCUAAACUCGCCGCCGCCGCCGCCGCCACUCUCUCACCUCCGCCGCCCAAUCAAAGCCCGACCCUCUUCGAAAUGAUGGCCAAGGAGCAGCCUCCUAGCUUCAGACAAUCGCCGGAGGCUUGCCACCGUGCCCAAGAGCGAAUCUCCCGGGUUCUGGCCCAUGCGCCUUUCCAAAGCCCUACCAGCGCUAACCGCUAUGGCCCCGGCGAUGUCAAUCUGACUGUGGCGGCGCGUGACGGCGGUCCCAAGGUUUCCAUGGACGUUCAUCGGAGGGUUCUGGUCGCGCGGAGCAGGUUCUUCGCGGAGAACCUUCGGCAGGAUGGGUCCCACUCGGUGGAGAUCCUGGACUGCGAUGAUGUCGAAGUGUAUGUGGAGACUGUCGUUCUCAUGUAUUGUGAGGACUUGAAGAAGAAAAUGAUUGGUGAGGGGGUCUCUAAAGUCUUGGGUCUGCUAAAGGUGUGUUCGGCUAUUGCGUUUGAUGAUGGAAUAAGGGCUUGUUUGGAGUAUCUGGAGGCAGUUCCAUGGCGUGCAGAAGAAGAGGACAAAGUAGUCACACUUCUGAAUGAACUUCACCUCUCUGAUUCAGCAUCUGAAGAUGUACUUCAGAGAAUAGCAGUUUCUAAUCCUUCAACUUCCUCUCCAGUGGGCACUGAUGAAGUCUUUUUGAAGCUUUUUGCUAGUGUUUUACAGGCUAAGGAUGACAAAGCCCGUAAAGAGAUGAAAACAAUGAUUUCUAGGCUUCUUAAAGAUGAUUCCACUGAUGUUCCUCAAGAGAUUCUGUAUCAUAUUUGUCAUGAAUGCCUUAAUUCUCUGCUAAUUUCCCUGUCUGAAGCAUUAAGUGUAGAUGAGAAUAUGAAGGACCGGGGAGCCAUAAUGGGCAGGAUUGCUAGAGAGGCAGACAAUGUUCAUUGGGUGGCUGAUAUCCUAAUUGAGAGAAAGAUGGGGGAUGAAUUUGUAAUUUUAUGGGCGGAUCAAAAGGAGCUUGCUUCUCUUCAUUCAAAAACACCAACCAUGUACCGGCAUGACAUCAGCAGGAUCACAUCACAACUUUGUGUGGCAAUAGGUAGAGGUAAUAUUCUGGUGCCCAAAGGUGCACGACACGAGUUGCUAGUGACAUGGUUGGAAGCACUUUAUGAGGAUUUUGGAUGGAUGAGGAGAGCGGGUAGAUCAAUUGAUAAAAAGGAGGUUGAGGACGGGCUGAGCCAAACGGUCCUUACUCUUCCGUUGCCCCAACAACAAGAAAUCAUGCUUAGCUGGUUCGAACGGUUUCUUAACCAAGGGGACGAUUGCCCAAAUAUGCAGAAAGCAUUUGAAGUGUGGUGGAGAAGGGCUUUCAUUAAUCAGUAUGUGGUUGAUUCUCAUCAGUUACAGAUAGCUCUUUGUGAUUAUCCAGGUUGAUGGUAGUAGGGCACUUAAAAGGAGGGUUUGGCUUAGAAUUUCCCAAAAAAGGUUGGGUUGAAGACUUGAAGUGAAUGUUGACAAUGGAAAUGGCUUUGUAGUUUUGGCAUGGAGAUUGACAGAUAAUAAAUUUCUCCUAUUGAGGUUGAUGAUAGGAUGUCUUUGAAGGAAUUACGGCUCUCUCAUUGCAACACUAGAAUAGCUCGUCGAGAGUUCACACAAUCCCGAAAAAGCUCAAGGAGUACAAUUGGACGAUAACUCUCAUACGGCCUGAAAUUAAUAAGGUUGCCGAAUUUCUAGCUUACCGAAAUACUUUGAUUAAACUCUUCAUGUCAAUCAUUUUGUUGCUAUCCUUAAAUUUGAUGCAAUUAGCUAUCCUUAUGUAUUUUAAUUCAGAGUAGCUUCGGUAUACUCCACCUACUCUUGUGUGUUUUAUUUUCGAUAAAUAGGCGAGGUGUUCCUUGGCUCUCACCCCGUUUACCUUUGGGUAACGGUUCACCACAGGAUUAAAAAAAGUAAAUUUCUC
This is a messenger RNA of Cuscuta europaea, 2160 nucleotides long. The record is from the annotation of a GenBank genome assembly. NCBI's taxonomy places the organism in Eukaryota, Viridiplantae, Streptophyta, Magnoliopsida, Solanales, Convolvulaceae.